AUGGCUCCCUACAAGGCAUCAUAUGGGCGAAAAUGCAGGACACCACUCUGCUGGGUAGAAACUGGAGAAGUAGGAUUAGUUGGACCCGAGAUUGUUCAGACUACUACUGAGAAGAUUAAGAAAAUACAAGAGAAAAUGAGGAUAAGUCAAAGUCGUCAGAAAUCAUAUGCUGAUCAACGAAGACGAAACUUGGAAUUUUUGGUCGGUGACAAGGUAUACUUGAAGGUCUCUCCAUUUAAAUCCGUGAUUCGAGGAAAAAUGAAAGGGAAAUUAAGCCCAAGAUACAUAGGACCCUAUGAGAUUUUGGAGAAAAUUGGAUUAGUGGCUUACAGAUUAGCUUUACCUGUGGCAUUAUCAAACAUCCACAACGUGUUUCAUGUGUCUCAACUACGGAAACAUGAGCCAGACCCUACGCAGGUACUUCGAAAUGAGACCAUUGAGAUACGAAAUGAUCUAACGUACCCUGAGGAACCAGUUCGAAUCUUAGAUCAAAGGGAUCAAGUCUUAAGGAACAAGGUUAUUCCCUUAGUGAAGGUACUAUGGGGUAAUCAUGACGAAAAAGAGGCAACUUGGGAACGCGAAGAAGAGAUGAAGACUUCUUAUCCACAUUUAUUUUAA
Messenger RNA from Diospyros lotus (date-plum), 618 nucleotides. RefSeq lists its product as uncharacterized. Bases 1 to 618 code for a protein of 205 amino acids. The transcript has a single exon. The record is from RefSeq and is a predicted model, not a curated record. Lineage: Eukaryota; Viridiplantae; Streptophyta; Magnoliopsida; Ericales; Ebenaceae.